Hyaloperonospora brassicae is the source of this 378-nucleotide messenger RNA. NCBI's taxonomy places the organism in Eukaryota, Oomycota, Peronosporomycetes, Peronosporales, Peronosporaceae. The record is from the annotation of a GenBank genome assembly.
AUGGGCGUGACCAAAGAGAUCUUGUCGGCAGGCAACGGGCCAAAGCCCACGAAAGGUGCGUCCGUGACGGUGCAUUGUACGGGGUACGGCAAGAACCAGGACCUGCAGCAGAAGUUCUGGAGCACGAAAGAUCCGGGUCAGACGCCGUUCACGUUCGCGGUCGGACUGCAGCAAGUGAUCAAGGGAUGGGACGAGGGGGUGCAGGACAUGCAGCUGAACGAGAAGGCGCGACUCACGUGCACGCCUGACUACGCGUACGGCGCCGAUGGGUUUCCAGCCUGGGGAUAUCCUUUCCACUACUACUUCUUCUUCUACUUCUGUACGAUUCAGCCCAACUCGACGCUCGUUUUCGAGAUUGAAGUGCUGGAGAUCAAGUAG